This is a messenger RNA of Serendipita indica DSM 11827, 2334 nucleotides long. The record is from the annotation of a GenBank genome assembly. NCBI's taxonomy places the organism in Eukaryota, Fungi, Basidiomycota, Agaricomycetes, Sebacinales, Serendipitaceae.
AUGGCAGCCAGAAGUUCUCCUAGAAUGAAGCAUCUCUCCCUUCGAUUCAGUGUCUUCGAGCUUGCGGCCGACAUUGGACUCGAGACGACGGCACUCGAUGGUAAAUUUGACCCAAUCGUCGAAGAAGACGAACGCGAGCCGUCGAGCGCUGAUAGACAGCGUCAGACUCAUUCUUCAGACGAGCUCGCAGACUCUCCAUUCCCGCUAACACCCCCGAGCUCCAACGAUGCCUUGUCUGCAAUCCAGCCCCUCGCGCUCGGUCAAAAGCGUCAGGAGGAACGUCCUCGGUUUAUCGAACGAUUUCCCUCACCGUCUCCGGAACUCGUCUCGACCACACCCACACCGCGCACGCCGCCUGCCAAGCUCCGAAAGACCUACACCCCGACCGCAGGCACUCCCAUAUCCGAACCACUACGUUUGGACUAUAACACUGAUGGCGAACGAGAUCGUCCUAAGCGAAAGGAAAAUGGCAAGAAAAAGGACCGCGAUGACGAAAGGGAGAAGCAGCGGCAGGUACAGACCGACGUAGACGAAGAAAAAAAGUUGCUCGGUGGCUUGCUCCGUUUCAGAGCACGCUCAAAGGAACGGAAAACAGCUGCAAAACAGGCUGUUCAGCCAGUCCCUCUUCCGCCGCCGCCAGAGACGAUGCCCGUGAAACCACAUACACCGCCCCCUCUUCCAAUUGCCGAGCGCUUUGUUCGCCCGAAGGAUGAGAUUUCGUUUAGAACAAAGCCUCGAGAAUCGGGCUCGAGUCAUGGUGGAAGCACGAGUGUCGGGCAUGGAAGUGCCACCAGCCACGCAGAAAGUUCAGACGCCCAUGAGCCAUACAUUCGGCCCCGGGAUCGUUCUUCUCGCUAUGAACGACCGCAUCCUGCAUGGAGGACUGCACCGUCGUCCUUGGGAAAUGUUGGCCUGGCCUCAGCUCGAGGUGCCAUCGUCGAGGCUCCUCUUCCAAAGGAGAUACACGCCUUUCCUCCCGGCCAGUCGAUAUUUGAUCGGGAACCAGUCAAACCCAAUGUUCGUCGCAAUAAUUCAACAGAGUCUGAAGAUGGCAAGACCCCCACCGUUGACAUGGAUAUGGUGAAUCGAUACUAUGGGAUAACAUCCGCCGAACCUCAAACUUCAGCCACCGUUCCAUCUGUUCCGAGCCCUCAAUCGAGAUUUGCACUCGCACAAGCAUUGUCGCCGAUCGAGACAAAGCCUACACCACAUGAGGGGGCAUUGCGACCGUCUCCAGCCCCGACGACGCCGCAGCUACCUGCCUCUCCCUCGCCGUACAUCGUACCCUCGCCAAAUCCAGGCCAGACAGAUUUUGGUGCGCAACUUCGAGCGAAACGCGGACGGAUGAACAUUCCCCCGCCCAUGGAUCCCAUUCUUGUCCCUCCGAAACGGCUGAUGGGAGCAUUCAAUCCGCCACCCACACCUCCUCCCACUACGGAGCUUCCCCCGAUACCAACAGAACUCUCCGUACCGCAGGUUGCCUCUGGUCGAACUGGUUUGCAACGGCCCCUUGGAUCACCUCAGCCAAUGGUCCUGCCUCCGUCUGCCGCUGGUGGACUCCGCCCUGGUCAACCGACGUCACCGUUGGGAAUGCGCUCUUCUAGUCCAAGUUUGAGACCGGAGCCGUCUCGUCUGUCACCAUACCCAGAGCGACCAGGCACCGCACCCCAGGAAGGCGGACCCCCUGCGCGCGCAGCAUCUCCUAUGCUCAGGGGACGUGCGCCAGCAUUCCCUACGCGCCCUGUUACGCCAACCAGGGCUCCUCCUGCUCAGCAGCAGUACCGACCGGUGUCGCCAGUUCAGACGCGACCUGCACAGCGUCCGGCCUAUAGCCCAAACCCAAGUUCUGGUCCAGGAAAUGGAUUUUUAAUCAACCGAAGACCGGAAUAUGAUGUCACAGCUUUGAACCGAAAUCGCACGACAUCCCUGGACGAAAACGAGGGCCCAACGCGACCCGCUGUGAGACAAAGGCAACCAUUUAUCCAACAGCAGCCGACAUAUCCGUCCCAAGCGGACCUCUUCUCGCCGCAGCAGCAGCAGCAGCAGGAAUCGUCGUAUGGAUCGAGGACGACGCCCCCUCCUACUCGUAAACGUUCGGUCCGAAAGACGGCUGCGAAUCAAUCUGGGUACGAUUCGGAUGACUCGCGGUACUCGCGGCAUUCGCGCGACACAUACUAUGGUCGUGAUACAGUCUACUACGAUGACCAGAAUAUGCCGCCGUUACCGGGAAGUAAUGUCCCUCCGCUACCACAACGGGACUUUAGCAACAUGGAAAAAGAACGUCAGGCUGGUCGGGAGAGACUUGUGCGAAUGCUUGCAAAUCGCGAGAUAUAG